GCAGUACGGAAAUAUUUUGGUGUAACAGCUUUUGGGCGAAGCUUGAUUUCGUCCAUGGGCACACGAUCCCGGUUAAGGAAGGCGUUUGUUCACAGUAAAACCAUCACUUUUUGGGUUGUGUACGUAACUUAAAUUUGUCCCGAAGCUCCACUACGUUAAAUUAAUACAAUGCGGUUGAUUUUAGACGGCUCAGAAAGCUAAAGGAGCUGCUUCGACUAACUAAGCGAAGAAACGGGUGCCACAGUGCGUCUGUCAAACCAGUCCUGCCAUUGACAUCAUUGCGCUUUGACCUGUCAUUAAUAAAUCGAGACCAACUGGACAGGCAAGAAACAUGACGAGUCUGGCGUGUAAAGUGUUCAGCAGGGUCGACAGGGUGUGUCGCCACCUUCCCGUGGCGCUCAACACCUUCCUGGUUUUCUCCAUCACCGGCGAGGUGAGCUACCUGGUCAUGGUUGAAGCUCCGCUGGAGCCGGACCAGAAGAAGACGGAGUGGUCCUCGUGGUGGAAGAUGAUCCACCUGCUGGGACAGUACUUCCUGCUGGGAAACAUCUGCUGGAACGCCCUGCUCUUCCUCAGAACCAGCCCCAGCAUCAAGGGGGUGUUCCUGGGUGGAGAAGGCAUGGGCCAGGGGUGGAGGUACUGUUAUACGUGUGAGACGCACACUCCUCCUCGCUGCUCCCACUGCUACGACUGUAAGGUGUGCGUGCUGCGGAGGGACCACCACUGUGUCUUCUUUGGCCAGUGUGUGGGUCUACGCAACUACCGGUAUUUCCUGAGCUGCUUGCUGUUCAUGUGGUCUGGGCUCCUGUACGCCACGCUGAUGAACGCAGAGGUCUUCAUUGUCAUACUGAAGGAGGGAGUUACUGUGCACAGCAUCCUGCUGCUGCUCAUACCCUGGAUUAUGUUGGUUUCAGGUCAGGUCUCUGCACGUGCCUUCGCCUUCGCCUUCAUUGCAGACACGUGUGUGGUGGGCUUUCUGCUGGUGUCCGCCUUUUUCUUUUUCCAUCUCUUCCUGUUGUUUCGGGGACAGACAACCAGGGAGUGGUACUCAUCCCGCCGGCCCUACAACCUGGGGCUCCUGGGCAAUCUGCGCCACACUCUGGGCCUUCGAUGGUACCUCUGCUGGCUCUGCCCGCUCAUACCAUCAACUCUACCGGGUGAUGGGAUACACUUUGAGGUCACAGGAUCACUGGAGCCCGCACGGUAACAGCUGAAAGUCUGGACGUCAUCAGGCCUUGUGUCUUUACUUCACUGGUGGUGGUUAACGUUAUUGGGGAGCAGCAGCAGGGGAACCUCUUUUUAAGGGAAGGGAACUUGAAGGGGAAAAGGCUAGAAUAGUGGUUUCGCUGGAUAUAAGUCUGUACAAAUAUGUACACUCAAUAAGGCAGGCCUCAGAAUAUUAACACAGAAAUUAGUGUUACUUGGACGUCAUGAGCACUAAACCUCUGUAAGCAACCCUGAAACAAGAAUGUAUUUUGUUGACUGUAACGUUUUUUUAUAAAUGUUCAUAACAGACACCCACAGUUUCUGUGACAGUGUCCUGGGAAGUGCACCAGUUUAAAUCAGUGACCACUUAACUGAGAGGGGGUGUCAGUUCAGCUUCAAUCUGCCUAAUCUAUUGAAGGAUCUAAUUUGGUUUACACUGUUCAUAAACAGCCUCCUGUCUGUUAAAAUGUGUUUUCCACUGCUCUACGUCCACCCUGAGCUACAGAGUUUAUUACAGUAAGGUUUUCACUGGGUAUUUUUCAUCAAGUUGAGGUGAUGAAGAACUGAAAAAGUGUUUGCAGUGACUUCUUGCUGUUUACAGACUAAAGUAAUUUAAUGAUAUCAGUAUUUAAAUUCUACCUGUUGUGUAAAUCUUUUUGUUUCAGUGAGUGAGCCAAAUUAGUCCUGCAGUGUCACAUUGUCUGCCAAAGCAGUUUCUGUUUCUAGUAAUUCGUUAAUAUUGCAAAUUGUCGCAGCAGUAAUACAUUUUAUUUUUUCAAAAGUAUACAUGCGUUUCUGUACGUUGAAUAUAAUUUGUCACCGGCUUCUGUUCAUUAUGUAAUAUGGCUCUGAAACACUGCUAACAAGUAAAAACGUCAUUACCUCAAAGUGAUCAUUUCUGCUCUUUUUUGUAGUGUUUUGUGUCUUAUUUUAUAUCUGCUUCCUUGUUUUACACAAAAAUUUCAAUCAAAGUUAUUGUUUACAUGUUUUAUUUAUCGAAUAUAGAUAUCAUCUUCUUUUGCUUUUGCUCUUGCUCUGUACUAUCCGAUUUGGGUCACGUUGUUUAAAGUGUGGUUCUGCUCUUUGAAAGUGUUAAUAAAAAAUUCAAAUUCCACCAGGGGACACGUGGAAAAGCGGAAA
Betta splendens (Siamese fighting fish) is the source of this 2346-nucleotide messenger RNA. It is a transcript of the gene zdhhc24, whose product is annotated as zinc finger DHHC-type containing 24. NCBI's taxonomy places the organism in Eukaryota, Metazoa, Chordata, Actinopteri, Anabantiformes, Osphronemidae. Gene Ontology annotation, cellular component: Golgi apparatus; endoplasmic reticulum. The record is from RefSeq and is a predicted model, not a curated record. Gene Ontology annotation, biological process: peptidyl-L-cysteine S-palmitoylation; protein targeting to membrane. The transcript is spliced from 3 exons. Gene Ontology annotation, molecular function: protein-cysteine S-palmitoyltransferase activity. The coding region runs from base 332 to 1207 and encodes 291 amino acids.